Messenger RNA from Dermochelys coriacea (leatherback sea turtle), 2579 nucleotides. RefSeq names its product phospholipase C delta 3 (gene PLCD3). Gene Ontology annotation, biological process: lipid metabolic process; intracellular signal transduction. The transcript is spliced from 15 exons. NCBI's taxonomy places the organism in Eukaryota, Metazoa, Chordata, Testudines, Dermochelyidae. Gene Ontology annotation, molecular function: calcium ion binding; phosphatidylinositol-4,5-bisphosphate phospholipase C activity. The record is from RefSeq and is a predicted model, not a curated record. The coding region runs from base 201 to 2513 and encodes 770 amino acids.
CAGCGCAGCCCGUGGGAGGAGCUCUCCAGCCCCACGCGGUUCAUAAUCGUCUCCGUGCCCUGAAAUGUGACUCCUUCCCCGAGCCGGCUGGGACGGGCUGGCUCCGUCACGGCUGGGGCUGGGCUGGCUCCGGCGGCUCGCUGCUCGCAGGGAGCCCGCGGCGGGCGGAGGGGCCCCGGGCGCGGCCUCGCCCGGACACUAUGAUCUGCGGCUGGAGGAAGAAAACCCGCCCCGAGCAGCCGCCGCAGGACGGCGGCGGCACCAGGCGCCCGGACAGAGCCUUAAAGAAUAUGGGCCUGACAGAUGAUGAAGACAUCAAGGUGAUGCUGAAGGGCUCCUUUCUCUGGAAGAUCAAGUCACGCAGACGGAAGAAGGAGCGGUUCUACCGCUUGCAGGAGGACGGCUUGACCAUCUUGUCUGAGAGCUGCUUUAAACGGGCUCGCUCCAAGCAGAUCUUCCCCAUCAUGCACAUGGACGGCGUGCGGGAGGGCCACCAGUCCGAGGGGCUCCGCAAGCACGGCAGUUUCUUCCCGGAGACGCAGUGCCUCACUAUCGUGUUCAAGGGCCGGCGGAAGAACCUGGACCUGGCUGCCCAGAGUGAGGAGGAGGCAAAGAGGUGGGCCCAGGGGCUGAAGAAGCUGAUGGCCAAGGUGGAAGCCAUGAGCCAGCAAGAGAAGCUUGAUCACUGGAUCCAUGACAUCCUGCACCAAGCCGACAAGAACAAGGACAACAAGAUGUCCUUCAAGGAGAUCAAGGACAUGCUGAAGAUGAUCAAUAUCGACAUGAAUGACAUCUACGCCUACCAGCUCUUCCAGGAGUGUGAUAAGUCCAGCAAUGACCGGCUGGAAGAGCACGAGAUUGAGGAGUUCUGCACCCUGCUGAUGAAGCGGCCCGAGCUGGAGGAGCUGUUCCACCACUACUCGGGGCAGGACUGCGUGCUGUCGGCCAAGGAGCUGGGGGCAUUCCUGCAGGACCAGGGCGAGGAUGCUGACCUGGCGCAUGCCCACACCAUCAUCCAGACCUAUGAGCUCAGCGAGAAAGCCAAACAGCACAACCGCAUGAUGCUGGACGGGUUCAUGAUGUACCUGUUGUCUGCGGCUGGUGACAUCCUGAACCAGGAGCACACCAACGUCUACCAGGACAUGAGCCAGCCCCUCUGCCAUUACUUCAUCUCCACCUCCCACAACACCUACCUGACUGACAAUCAGAUCGGGGGGGCCAGCAGCACGGAAGCCUACAUCAGGGCGUUCAUGGAGGGCUGCCGCUGUGUGGAGCUGGACUGCUGGGAGGGCUCCAACGGGGAGCCCGUCAUCUACCACGGCCACACCCUGACCUCUAAGAUCCUCUUCAGGGAUGUCAUCGAGAUCAUCCGGGACUAUGCCUUCAAGCACUCCUCCUACCCUGUGAUCCUGUCCCUGGAGAAUCACUGCGGGCUGGAGCAGCAGGUGACCAUGGUUCGGCACAUGAAUGCAAUCUUGGGGGACAUGCUGCUGACCCAGAUGCUGGAUGGGCAGGUCCCCAAGGAGCUCCCGUCACCAGAGCAACUGAAAGGGAAGAUCCUGGUGAAAGGGAAGAAGCUGCCCGACCUGGUGUGUGACCCCGAAAACAUGAGCUUCCUCUCCGACAACAACGAGGAGGAGGAGGAAGAGGAGGAAGAGGAGCGGGUGCUGCGGAAAGACCGCAGGAGGGCAAAGGACACUGCGCAGAUCUCCCAGGAGCUCUCCGACCUAGUGGUGUACUGCCAGGCCGUCCCCUUCCAGAGCCUGGAGCAUGCACUCCGGAGCCCGCAGGCCUGCCAGAUGUCCUCCUUCAGCGAGAGGAAGGCCAGGAAGCUCAUCAAGGAGUCAGGGAACGGCCUGGUCCGGUACAACACCCGGCAGCUGAGCCGCAUCUACCCCUUGGGCCUGAAGAUGAACUCUUCAAACUACAACCCCCAGGAGAUGUGGAAUGCUGGCUGCCAGCUAGUGGCUCUCAACUUCCAGACCCCCGGCUGCGAGAUGGAUCUGAACCACGGGCGGUUCCUGGUGAACGGGCACUGUGGCUACGUGCUCAAGCCCAGCUUCCUGCGGAGCUGCCAGGCCUCCUUUGACCCCGAGAGCGGGCGAGGACCCGGCCGCAGAGCCACCCUGCUGCUGGUCAAGGUGAUCACGGCCCAGCAGCUCCCCAAGCUGAACAACAAGAAGAGCUCCAUCGUGGACCCCUUCGUGCGUGUGGAGAUCCAUGGCGUCCGAGCCGACUGCAUCAGUAAACAGACCGAAUACAAGCUCAACAAUGGGUUCAAUCCACGCUGGGAGGAGACCCUGAGCUUCCAGCUGUGGGUGCCGGAGCUGGCCCUGGUGCGCUUCGUGGUGGAAGAUUAUGACACCACCUCCUGCAAUGACUUCGUGGGGCAGUUCACCCUGCCCUUCACCAGCCUGAGGGAAGGGUAUCGUCACAUCCACCUGCUCUCCCGGGACGGGGCGUCCCUGGCACCGGCCACUCUCUUUGUACACAUUAAAUCCAAGAAGAUGUGAGAGCAUGAGGAUGAGCGGCGGUGAGAUCAGCACCCAGGCGGCUGCGGCGGGACCCAGGAGGAGCCG